AAUCUCGCUGUGAGGCAAUAACAAAAUGCAGCUGUUGCAAUUGGCCAACUUUGUGCUGCAGAAUUUGCUGCAGUCGCGCAUAAGUUUCAUAAUUUUCUUUCACUGCUGGGCAAACAAUGAAACUUUACAAUUCACACAACAAGUCCACAAACCCCAUCAUCAGCCCAUCUAUUAUCAGUUUGCCCAUUUGAACGACUGGAACUGGGAGCACUUGGAGCAACGUUAUUUGGAUCACGCACAGCCCACGUUGGCUAUUUAUGUGGACUUGAGUUGUUUGCGAAGCAGAAGUCUCUUAGCGGAGGCGAGUCGAGCACGACUCUACAAUCAGCACUAUCAUUGGAUGCUGCACGACAGCUCGGAUGCAUUCAACUUUUAUGAUUUCUUUAAGCCUACAAACAUAUCUAUAGAUGCUGAUGUCAGCUAUGUUAAGCAGCACAUAGCAGACAAUAGUGGCACCAUUAUCUAUACGUUAUAUGAUGUCUACAGCAAUGGCAACCACAUUGGCGGGCAGCUUAAUAUUACAGUGAACUAUGAGCUCGGCUGCAAUGAGACGAGGUGCGGCGCCAUUCGCUAUCUCAGCUCAUUGCAUUUGCGUUCCAGGUAUGGCAAUCGGGAGCAGCUGACGGAUGUGGUGCUGCGCGUGGCUACGGUGGUGACACAGCGACCCAUUAGUUGGCCGCCGGAACAACUGCUGCGUUUUCUCAACCAAAUAAACGACACACAUAUCGACGGCAUCGCGCGCUUUGGGUUUCAUUUGACCCUGAUACUCAAGGAUCUGCUGCAGUGUGGCAUGAAUUUUACAUUCAAGGAUCGUUGGAGCUAUGGCGACUACAAUGGCGGCUCCGUGGGCGCUGUGGUCGAUGGCACAGCCGAUAUUGGCUCGGCGCCCUGUCUAUCCACACCGGGCAGACUGCAUCUGUUGUCGUCAAUCAUUGAGACGGGUUACUUUCGCUCCAUUUGCCUGUUUCGCACACCUCAUAAUGCCGGCAUAAGGGGCGAUGUCUUUCUGCAGCCUUUUAGCGCUGUAGUUUGGUUUCUGUUUGCUGCAAUCUUGCUGCUGAUCGCUCUACUGCUGUGGCUUACGUUCUACAUGGAGUCCAAGUGUAUGCGUGUCCGUUGGCGCUUAGACUUUGUACCUUCCCUGCUGAGCACCUGUCUGAUUAGCUUCGGCGCUGCGUGCAUUCAGAGCUCGGCACUAACACCGCGCUCCAUGGGCGGACGCUUGGCAUACUUUGCGCUGUUUCUAAUUAGUUUUAUAAUGUAUAAUUAUUAUACCUCUGUGGUCGUCUCCUCGCUCCUGAGUUCGCCUGUCAAGUCUAAGAUCAAGACGGUGCAACAGCUGGCAGAGAGCUCGCUAACAGUUGGACUUGAGCCGCUUUCAUUUACCAAGAGCUAUCUAAAUUACUCGCAACGCCCGGAGAUUCAUUUGUUCAGCAAACGCAAGAUUGACACUCAGACCCACAAUCCCGAGCUCUGGCUGCCCGCGGAUCAAGGCAUUCUACGUGUACGCGACAGACCUGGCUAUGUGUUUAUAUUUGAGGCCUCCUCUGGAUAUGCGUAUGUGGAACGCUACUAUACCCAGCAAGAGAUUUGUGAUCUUAAUGAGGUUCUGUUUCGACCCGAGCUGUUGCUCUACACCCACCUGCAUCGCAAUUCCAGCUACAAGGAACUCGUGCGUUUAAGAUUGCUGCGAGUGUUGGAGACUGGCAUCUAUCGCAAGCAUCGUAAUUGGUGGGCCCGCAUGAAGCUGCACUGCUAUUCACAAAACUUUGUCAUUACCGUGGGCAUGGAAUAUGUGGCCCCGCUCUUCUUCAUGCUGCUCUGUGGCUACAUUUUGGUGGUGCUGCUGCUAUUGCUCGAGCUUGCCUGGCAGCGUUAUAUGCAGCGUUCAGAAUAA
Molecule: messenger RNA, 1897 nt
Organism: Drosophila hydei
Lineage: Eukaryota; Metazoa; Arthropoda; Insecta; Diptera; Drosophilidae
Gene: Ir75a
Product: ionotropic receptor 75a
Exons: 6
Coding region: 26-1897 (623 amino acids)
Cellular component (GO): membrane
Molecular function (GO): ligand-gated monoatomic ion channel activity
Source: RefSeq, a predicted model, not a curated record